Aspergillus eucalypticola CBS 122712 is the source of this 2753-nucleotide messenger RNA. RefSeq names its product putative MFS transporter. The transcript is spliced from 10 exons. Gene Ontology annotation, molecular function: transmembrane transporter activity. NCBI's taxonomy places the organism in Eukaryota, Fungi, Ascomycota, Eurotiomycetes, Eurotiales, Aspergillaceae. Gene Ontology annotation, cellular component: membrane. Gene Ontology annotation, biological process: transmembrane transport. Bases 174 to 2753 code for a protein of 859 amino acids. The record is from RefSeq and is a predicted model, not a curated record.
CAGUAAUUCAGGGUUUGUACAGACUGUGUCUCUUGAUUAUCAUGUGUAACAUGGAUCUACUUGGAUUCUGAACAUUGAUCUACUGCAUCGUCCACGGGAAGUUGGGACCAAAUCUCGGCCCGUAUGCAGUUCCUUUACAAGGUUGGAUGACGAAAUAGACUCCGACAGCAAAGAUGGAAUACCGAGAAGAACAGAAGCCUGAUCCUAGAUUUCCAACUCAGUUUGGAGGCUCGAUGGAUGGCGGUGAUAGCAAUGACUCGGCUCUCUCAUUAGUGGAUGAGAAACGGGAGAAGCACUUAAUUCGCAAGAUUGACCUACAUAUCAUUCCUUUUGUCGUUCUUUUAUAUCUGUUUAGCUUUCUUGAUAGAGUCAACAUUGGCAAUGCCCGUCUAUAUGGGAUGGAAGAAGAUCUGGGCCUGGUCGGAGAUCAAUACCAGAUUGCAGUAUCUAUUCUGUUUGUAACUUACUGUCUCUUCGAAGUGCCGUCAAACUUGGUUAUCAAGAAGCUCAGGCCAUCACGCUACAUCGCGUCGAUAUCGGUUAUGUGGGGCAUCAUAGCGACUCUCACUGGAAUAACCCAAAAUUAUGGAGGCCUCAUCGCUUGUCGUAUCCUUCUAGGCGUCGUGGAAGCCGGACUGUUUCCUGGAAUGGUUACCUAUCUCACUAUUUUCUAUAGCAAGCGUGAAAUAGCACUGCGCACAGGCUACCUAUUCAGCAGUGCAGCCGCUGCCGGCGCAUUUGGCGGACUUCUAGCUUACGGCAUCGGCUUCAUGGACGGCGUCGCCGGUUUACGAGGUUGGAGAUGGAUCAUGAUCAUAGAAGGCAUUCCAACCGUCAUACUAGGGGGCCUAUCCUGGUUCUUUCUUGCGGAUGACCUCGACACAGCCUAUUACCUGGAUGAUGAGGAGAAGGCCAUAGUAGUUCGACUCCGUCGUCGCGACGUGGGCCAAACAUCGUCCGCCCAAAAAUUUCACUGGGCAGACGUCAAAGAAGGUGCGCUGGACUGGAGAAUCUACGCCUUCUGCAUUGCUCAAUUCGGUGUCGACACUAUGCUAUACGGGUACAGCACCUUCCUCCCAACCAUUAUCCAGGGCAUGGGGUCGUGGACAACACCCGAAGUGCAAGCUCUUACGAUUCCUUGUUAUGCGGUGGGCGCAAUAAGUUAUCUGAUAAUUGCUUGGGCGAGUGAUAGAACUCAGCGUCGCGGAGUAUUCACUUGCAUCUUUGCUGCAAUAUCAGUGGUUGGCUAUGGAAUCCUGAUAUCGGAUUCUUCGUCAGGAGUACACUACUUCGGCGCCUUGCUUAUUGCCCUAGGAUUAUAUGUGGCUGUCGGAUUACCUCUCGCAUGGCUUCCGACCACUCUUCCUCGUUAUGGAAAGCGUACAUUCGCCACGGGGCUGCAACUGACUUUCGGCAACGUCAGCGGCGUCAUGUCUCCUUUCUUAUACAAGACGAAUGAAGCACCGCGUUAUGUUCGAGGCAAUGCAGUGACUCUGUCGCUGGUUGGAUUUGCAGGCGUUGUGUAUGGUCUUAUGUGGUGGUACUAUCAUGGGAAGAAUAAGCGCAGAGAACAGGGACUGGAAGAUGAAAAGAUUGUAGGGAUGUCAGAAGAAGAAAUUGAGGAAAUGGGAGACAGAAAUCCUCGGUUUAGAUAUAAGCAACAUGACGACUGGAAUCUUCACAAACAUCUUGGUGGAUAUGGGCCCUGGGUCGAGAAAUCCGCCGGAGACGAUGAACUACAGGGCUUUGACGUAUCAGGCAGUUGCACAGUCGACCAGAUACACAUGAUGUCGCGCCAUGCGGCGAGAUAUCCAACCAGGUCUGCAGGAGGCCGCCAUCUUGCCCUUUUGGAUAGAAUCCAUAAAGCAGGGAUUCUGCUGAACGGCUCAUUGUCGUUCCUGAACAAUUGGACCUACAUCACCAGCCAUCCAGAACGAGACUUUGAGCAAUUGACCACAACCGGCCCAUACGCUGGCACUCCAUCAAGCUUUCGAAACUGGAGUACGUUUCGCAGCCCGUUACGGGCACCUCAUCCCGUCGGAAAGGCCGCUCUAGAGAUAAUCCCGGAGACAUUUGAUCGCCGCGCUGAUACACUCACACCGGGAGAUACCUGUCUAAAAUACUUAGAAGACGAAGAUCGUGGCCAUGACAACGGCAUCAAGAUGCUCACUUUGUUUCAGCAAGCGUAUAUCCCGGCUAUUGCGGAGCGACUGCUCGUUGAGGAGGGCAACCGUGGACUUGAGGGGUUCACCAAUUGGGAGGUCUUUAGCAUGCAGGAAAUGUGUGGUUUUGAAACGACUGUACGGGGCUCGAGUCCCUGGUGCGAUGUCUUCACGCGCGAAGAUUGGAGGAAUUUUAAAUACGGACGUGAUUUGGUCCAAUACUAUCGUGGAGGCCCAGGAAAUCCUUACGCGGGCGCAAUGGGCUGGCUUUGGCUGAAUGCCACAGCGAAUCUGUUGCGAGAGGGGCCCAAGGCGGGUCCAAUUGUUCACGACGGGGAUAUAGCUCCUUUUUUGACUGCGCUGGACAUAAUGAGAGAUGGAAUGUACGACCCAUUUCUUCCCGGCACACAUCGGGCUGAGGACCGCGUUUGGUAUACCUCAACUGUGAUGCCAAUGGGCGGUCGGGUCACGCUUGAACGGAUGGCCUGUUCGCCAACAGAUCCUGGCCACAAUAUGAACAAGACAUUUCUCCGGAUAAAUAUAAAUGACAAGAUUGUGCCGCUGUCAUACUUUCGUCGGUUAUGUGGAUAG